AUGCCCGUCGAGCAGAAAGAGGACAGAGUUAUCCUGAAGCAUCCAAAGGGAUCGUCCGUUGAGAUAUUGUAUUAUGGCGCGACUGUGAUUUCAUGGUUGUCUGUGAUCGGCCAAGGAUCUGAACCAGUCGAGUGUCUCUUUGUGUCAUCCAAGGCCGCUUUGGAUGGCUCUAAGCCAGUUCGUGGCGGUAUCCCAGUAGUAUUUCCGUGCUUUGGUGCCCCUUCUCAUCCAGAGCACGCUAAGCUUUCUCAACAUGGCUUCGCGAGAAGCUCAACUUGGAACUUUGACUCCAUUGUCGUGGACAACGACGCUGGCGUCUCCGUGAGACUAACCCUAUCGCCUACCCAAGCCAUUCAGUCAGUUUAUCCUCACGACUUUCUACUCAGUUACGUCGUGACCCUGGCCGAACAUCAGCUCAGCACCGAUCUACACGUCACCAACAAGUCAGACAAGCCUCUCGAAUUCCAGGCCCUGCUUCACAACUACAUCCGGGCACCCGCUAAAGAGGUCACAGUAUCUAAUCUACAAAAAUUGAACUACUAUGAUAAGACGGAGGCGACAGAGGAAGCUCGAGCCACUGCCAAAGUCGAAUCAAGGGCAGGCGUAGAUGUCCGUCGUUUCACGGAUUCGGUCUACGAGAAUGCACCUCAGCAUUAUUACGUUACCUGGCCCGAAGGAGGAGUCGAGAUUAAGACAGUAAACUUCAAGGAUGUCGUCGUCUGGAACCCUCAGGCGGAGGCUGGGAGCAAAAUCGGCGAUAUGGAGGUAAACGGAUGGGACCAUUACGUCUGCGUAGAGCCGGGGCACGUUCGAGGAUUCUUUUCUCUGGAGCCUGGAAAGACUUGGAUCGGGCAGCAGACCAUCACAUCUCCCGGAAGCAAAUCUCACUCACUUUGA
This is a messenger RNA of Pleurotus ostreatus (oyster mushroom), 897 nucleotides long. RefSeq lists its product as uncharacterized. The coding region runs from base 1 to 897 and encodes 298 amino acids. NCBI's taxonomy places the organism in Eukaryota, Fungi, Basidiomycota, Agaricomycetes, Agaricales, Pleurotaceae. Gene Ontology annotation, molecular function: carbohydrate binding; isomerase activity. Gene Ontology annotation, biological process: carbohydrate metabolic process. The transcript is spliced from 5 exons. The record is from RefSeq and is a predicted model, not a curated record.